This is a messenger RNA of Phoenix dactylifera (date palm), 2206 nucleotides long. NCBI's taxonomy places the organism in Eukaryota, Viridiplantae, Streptophyta, Magnoliopsida, Arecales, Arecaceae. The record is from RefSeq and is a predicted model, not a curated record.
GCCACCGCACCUACAUCCCAACCCUCUUCUGACCAUCCCUCCUCCCUCCUCCCUCCUCUCUCCGGGUUUCCGAUUUCCCGGCCACCGCCCUCCUCUCUCUAUUUAACUAGUAGUAUUACCCACAUCUCUCUCGCCCUCCUCGUCUUCUCUCUCUCUCUAACCCAUCAACGGUGCCUUCUCAUCAUCAUCAACCCCCCUCCCUAACCCCCUCCGGAUUCAAGAAGCAGGGGCUCCGGCGAUGAUGUCUUCGCCCGCCUCUUCGCCGCCUCCUUGGAUCCCGACUUCGCCCCUCUCUCCCCCGAACCGCGGAUCCUCAAGUCCCGCCUCGUCGCCGGCGAGACCCUCUACGGCCUCUUCCUCCUGCGCUCCUCCCCGACCCUCGCCGAGAUCGCCGGCCUCGCCGGCUACGACUACGUGGUCGUCGACAUGGAGCACUGCUCUGGCGGCAUCGCCGAGGCCCUCCCCUGCCUCCGCGCCCUCGCCGCCGCCCGCACCCCAGCCAUCUUCUUCUUCCUCCUUAGCAUAUUUUUCUCUUUCUUUCUUUUCUUUUCUUCUUCAUUUUUUGUUCCCCAGAUUGGGCAAGCGGCACCUGUUUUAGGUUUAUAUGAAGAGGACUGUGAUGAUUCCUAGGCAAGGGUCUUGCUGCAUUGCGAAGUAGAAAUGGCUAAGGCAAUCUUGGAAGUUCUGCUGCUACCAUUCUACAGGCAACUUAUGCAGCCGCUUAGGCUUGUAGUUUCAGAGACUUGAAUGCUAACUCAAUGCUGGAUUAAGUGGUGAAUCUGAGCCUCUUUCUCCCCUUCUUUGCUUUGAAAUUCCUUUUUGUUUCUGUUCAAAGAUUCAGCUUUUUCAUGGUUUUUCUAAUGUCUUUACUAUAAUUAAUUUCUUCAGAUUAUUUGUUCUUUGUCUCCCCCACAGUUAAUACAAUUUUGAGACCUUUGGAAGAUUGGGGUGGGGAUCUUGCAUUGAUGGUUGCUCAGGUUGUGAGAACCCAAAUUUCAUAUCUUCUAUUUUGUUUGUUCAAGAUUGGGGAUUGUAUGCUGGGAUUAGGGUUUAUUACAUUUUUAAAGGUUUUGAAUCUACUCCCUUGUAGCCACAUAUUUUCAAUUUUUUCACUCAUAUUUUCUGGUUCUUUUUUUUAACUUCAAUAGCAAAGGUUUUGCUCCUGUAGAGAUUCCUCUUUCCUGGCCUACUAUCUAUUCUCUUCCUUCUUUUUAUGACCAAUGAUUAAGACAACUGGAAAAAUAUCUAACGCUAUCUUUUAGAUGUAUGUUGCUGUACAAUCCUGUUCAGUUAGCAGAUUUCUCCGGCACUGCCCUUCUAAUGCCACUAGCUGAGGAGCUGAUCAGGCUUUGUGCAAAAUAUGUUGCUGUACAUAUUUUGCAGCUGCUUCAGCAAGCCGGGGAUGGAUGGUAUACUACUCGGCAUCUGUUUGAUAUUCUGCAUCAUUCUCAUCCUUUCAGGUACAUAUUAUGACCUAAUCGCUCCUCUUUCUUUUUCUGAUACCUAAUCCUCUUUCUUGGUGAUUGCAGGUGCUUCCUGGAUAGUUUAAUAUCCAGUCAAGAAGACUGCAAUGGCUUUAGGAGAAGCCCUGUUUGAUGAAGAGCUCGGCAAACCUAUAGGGCAGAUUGUUGCCGUAUGCGGCCGCAACCAGAUACUGAGUUCCACAUUGCAGUCAAUUAAGUGGAGGGUCCCUGUGAAGAUUAGAGGAUUUGAGACCCAGAUGGAGAAAUGGAUGGGUGCUUGUGAUUGUAUCAUAACAAAGGCAGGGCCUGGUACAAUUGCUGAGGCAUUGAUCAGGGGACUUCCUAUCAUCCUCAAUGACUUCAUACCUGGACAGGUUUGAAUGCAAGUACUAGUCUACGGAUAAAUCUAUGAGGGUGGAUGCAUGAUAUUAAUAGGGAUGAAUCAAUCAUAUGUUCAUGGAAAUUCUUCUCUGGAUCUUCUAUAAUAUGGCCCUUUCAACUGGAGCUGUGGUAUCUUGUCAUAAGGAUGGUUCCAGACUGGAGGUUUUGUUGUUUUGUGCUACAGUAUUAGCCAGUUUGCUUGCUGGUUGCCUUAUGUAUAUUUGUGCGUAUAUUAUCACAAAGCUGAUGAGCUGAUUCAAGGAGCUAAAUGAACAAGCUCAAAAGCUUAUGGGCAUAUUCGUUUGCUGCAUGUAUGAUUUAAAGUUCUUCUGAAACUAGUUUCAUGAGAUUCAGGCACAAAA